CAUGGUCAACGAAAAUUCAUCUCUUCCCGGGGCACUUUCGUCAAUUCAUACACCAGAAGUUAACAAGAACCGACCCCUCGCGAGAGGGGGCUGAGAAGAGAAAGCAGAGGAGACGCCAAGGCAUGGACGACUGCAGGCCUCUUGGGUUCCUGAUAGGGUUGCCCUUCGCCGUCCUCGCCUUGGCCCUGUCCCUCGUCGGCGCUGUUGUGUGGUUACUCGGGACAAUCCUCGGUUGCCUGUGCCCUUGCUGCAUCUGCUUCUCUGGUCUGGCCAAUCUGGCGAUGGCGCUCAUCAAGAUGCCGGUCAACGUCAUCAGAUGGUUCGUCCGACAGAUCCCCUGUUGAGGAUUUACGUACGCUUUGGGUCUUCCUUGUGGCUCUGUUUUAGAAUCUUAUGGCAUGAUACAUACUUCGAUCGCUGCAGCAUUUUUGCUUCUUCUUUUGUUGAAUGCGUUACAGUGUUCA
Messenger RNA from Musa acuminata AAA Group (dessert banana), 464 nucleotides. RefSeq names its product signaling peptide TAXIMIN 2-like. The record is from RefSeq and is a predicted model, not a curated record. The coding region runs from base 123 to 344 and encodes 73 amino acids. NCBI's taxonomy places the organism in Eukaryota, Viridiplantae, Streptophyta, Magnoliopsida, Zingiberales, Musaceae. The transcript is spliced from 2 exons.